UCCUCUCAGUGACGGUUUACGGCCUGUCGCAGAGUCUUUGUUGAGCGACACAGCGCCGCCUGCUGGAGCGGAGACACGUAGCGGCGAGCGGCCCAGGUGAGUCACGCGGCGGCAGCAGGCCCCGCCCCUCAGGUGCGGCUCAUUAAAGAGCCGUGAAGGCGGAGCAAUGGCGUCCGCACCCGCCAGAGUCAAAGAGCGAUGAUGUCAAGCCGCGGAGUGGAAGCUCACAGCCCGCUGCGCUCCUCCAGUCUCUGCCUCGGCUCCUGGUCCUGUGCGAGGGGCUGGUCGGCCGCCAUGUGGGACGGCCUCCCAGAGCCGCUGCUGACCGUGGCCCCUGGAGGCUCCGCCCCCGAGCCCUGGCUCCUCCCCGGCUGCAGCUCUGUUUUCGACAGUCUGGUCAGUAACGUGUCUGCAGCCCCGUCUCCCCCAGCGAUCAGCGGCCUGCGAGGACGUGAGCGAGCUGCCAGCAACAAAGCCUGCAGGCCGUCCAUCCUGGAGCGUUGUAUUCUCAAAGUGUCAACCAGCAGCGUUGCCGUGGGGACGGACGAUCUGGACCACAAGAGGUCCGCUUACUGCUACCCGGUCCUCCCGGACCCGGCCAACACAGAGACCAACGGCGCGGUUCUGAAGCGGCGACAGAAGCAGAUCCAGUACGGCAAGAACACCAUCGGCUACCAGAACUACCUGCAGCAGGUCCCCAGACACCUGAGGGACGCUAAGCUCCACCCCUCCACGCCCAACAAGUAUCGCAAGUACAGCCGGCGCUCCUGGGACAUGCAGGUGCGUCUGUGGAGGCGAGCGCUUCACCUGUGGGACCCGCUGAGUGACGGCCCCAACGUCCAGGACCCGGUGGAGCAGCUACAGGGCCAGCUGGCGAAGAUGACCUCUGACCUGUGUGAGGAUGGAGGAGUCAAGCAGAGAGAGAAGGAGACUCCAGGAGCCUCUAAAGCCUCCUCUGUGUCGUCUCUGGAGCUGCCGGGACCCUGGAACAUCCCACUGUCUCCGGAGGCCGAGAGCAGCUCCAGGACUCCUCGUUCUCCACCUGGGUUCGGCUGCUCUUUCAGGAGGCCCUUGACCACUAGCGACCACAUGACUGACUGGCUCCGCCUCCUGCUUGAGGCCGACGGCGGCCCUGACGGGGGCUCCGAUGACCAGCAGGUCCCAGUGUUCUCCGAGCCGCUCUCCUGGACUCCGUACUGAGCGGAGUGAGGUUUUUUUGUUUUUUUUGUUGUGCUUUUUAAGAUGUAUCACGGUUGCUACGACGACAGCGGGGAAACGACCGGUCCCGAUCCACGAGGAGGUGCCACGACCUGAAGAGAACCCGAGAGGAACCUCGUCCUCUCUCAGCUGGACCCCGAGCACGGAGCUCUAGUUCACACGCGUGUUUGUUUGUCCUUGUUGGUGUCACUGCGUCGCCUCUCUGCAGGCCGCCUACCUUUGUCCACCGUCACUUGCUCCGCUCCCCGUGUCCCCCCCCCCCCUCCCCUCCUCCCACUGCUGUCGCUUUGUUGUUGCGAGUUUCCUUUUACUUUUUUGUGUCCCUCAAUUUGUCAUUUUGUGCUGCUCGAGCAUCGAGUGACGCUGAACGAUGAUUAAUAAAGAUGUAAAUAAAGUGUUAGACGUUCUGG
Gasterosteus aculeatus aculeatus (three-spined stickleback) is the source of this 1628-nucleotide messenger RNA. RefSeq names its product stem-loop binding protein 2 (gene slbp2). Gene Ontology annotation, cellular component: histone pre-mRNA 3'end processing complex; cytoplasm. Gene Ontology annotation, biological process: mRNA 3'-end processing by stem-loop binding and cleavage; mRNA transport. Gene Ontology annotation, molecular function: histone pre-mRNA stem-loop binding; mRNA binding. The record is from RefSeq and is a predicted model, not a curated record. Lineage: Eukaryota; Metazoa; Chordata; Actinopteri; Perciformes; Gasterosteidae.